AUGCCCGUGUCCUCCGUCGUUACUGCCGCGCCCGGCGCGGCCGCCACCAGCACUGCGGUAUCCUCGGCCCCGGAAGGGCAGCCCUCGGCGGUGUCGCCAGUGGAGCCCUCGGUGGCAUCUUCGACGGUGACAACGCCUGGCACCGAGGCUACGCCAUCCAGCGUCUCUUCCUCGGCUUCUGCGUUCUCGCCCUCAUCCUCAUCGUCGCUCCCUCCCCUCUCUUCUGCUUCUCCUUCGUUUGCAUCGCCUUCUUCUUCGUCUACCUCGCCCUCUUCUCCGAACCCUCCGGCCGAUACAACCUCAUCUUCCUCACUUUCUCCUUCCUCAUCGCCGGUGUCGUCGUUGCUCUCUUCUGCCUCCCCCUCCUCCUCUUCUUCUUCUUCGUUGACCCUCGUCCAGGAAUCCGCGUACACCACGGUUACCGUGACGCUUACUACCACUGAGUUUUUUACCAACCAUGAGGCAGUCAGCACCUACUACAGCGAAGAGCAAGUCUCGGUGCCUACCACUGUCCUUCUGAGUUACUCGCCUGUCUACACCACCCAGUACGUGGAAGGAACCACUAUCAGCGUACCGGUGACAACGAUCAGCUCAGAAUAUGUUGUCACACCCACCACAAUUCUCUACUCCACAGUUGAGACCUCGUCACCAACCACUUUUACCGAGGAAUCCGUAUUAUACUCGACUAUCAGCUCACCAACCGCUACGGUGUACGAUGCCCAAGAAACUGUCAUUGAAUAUAUCACAGAAACGUCGGUGUUUACCACCACUUUCUCAACAAUAAUCACUACUCUUGGCCCCGUGGCUGUUACUUCGCACUAUACAGAAAGUGGAACUACAGAGAUUGUGUCCCCCAGUGUUUACACCUCUUUCGUGACCUACACGACCACUGCCGAGCACACUUCAAUUGGCCUGGCAACUAGCACCGCGGUCUCCACGCGCACUUAUACUACCACUAUCACUGCCGCCGUAACCAGCGCUCCCGGUCCCGCGGCGACGGGCAGUGUUCCUACAGUGACCAGCACUUCGACUGCGUACACGACGUAUGUGAUCACUGAGCCUGAUUCAACCUACGUCAUCACCAGAGACAUCGAUAUGGAGACCACAUUCGAAACAGUGGCCCCAGCCACCAUCACAAGUGAGUAUUUGACCACUCUCCUGGAUGUCCCAUUAUCAACCUCUAUCAUUAAGCCCAGCGUCCUCUACUCGAAUAAGACUGAAACCGAUACUGUUAUAGUCUACGAGGCGAUAUCUCUGGUUUCACUGGCGCGCACGGUACUCACAACCGAGGUUACCGUUUUAACUACAUCCACCAUUGAAUCUCAGACCCUUGAGACCAUUACGGCACCAGGACAGCUUGUCACACGCGUUGUUCCUGUAAGCCCCGAAAUAAUUACUCUCAGAAAAAGGUGUGAAGCUUGCGAAGAACUACCUCAAACCACUUUCCAGAGCGUCCUGUCAGAGGAGGUCCAAUCUAAUUACGUCUACACCACUACGAUUGUUGCCGACGAACCUACUGUGGUUGUGAACUGCAAUCUCGAAACUAGUUAUUCCACGAUUACCACUGAUUAUGUUGUUGCCCAUGCUUCAGUUUACAGCACUUUUGGUACAUACACCACGGAGGUUGCCACUACAUCUGUUGGCACAACGGUAUACUCGUACCCCGUAACGAAAACCCUUUCCGCGUCAUCGUCGGAUAUUUUGUACAACGUUGAAGUUGUCCCUGUGGCUACAAGCACGCUUGUUCUUACCUCAUAUCUUCCUUUAGAGCAAGAAGUCGCCUACACCACCGUGACGGGAGCGCCAGUCACUGCAAGCGAAACGGCUAGCUACGGCGCAAGUAUUAUCCCUGGCUCUUCGACCGUUUACAUCAUCUCUUCUACUCCAAUUUACUCGACAUCCUACUUCGUUACGACCGAGGAGGAACCUGUGUCAACCGCGUUCUCUGAUGAAGUUGUGACCGAAACUAUCACUUCCACAUCUGUUAGCGUUGCUACUCUUCCAGGAGCUGUCAUCGUCCCUGCAAACGCUGGAAACUCAAUUGGCGUACCCGCCGUGACGUUGGGCUGGCAAUGCAUUGCGACUGUGGCAAGCAUAGUUUUGUUGUCGGCAAUUGUUGUUUAA
This is a messenger RNA of Lachancea thermotolerans CBS 6340, 2124 nucleotides long. RefSeq names its product KLTH0H09218p. Bases 1 to 2124 code for a protein of 707 amino acids. NCBI's taxonomy places the organism in Eukaryota, Fungi, Ascomycota, Saccharomycetes, Saccharomycetales, Saccharomycetaceae. The transcript has a single exon. The record is from RefSeq and is a predicted model, not a curated record.